AUGCCCAUCGGAGCAGCGGACGAUGGCGGCCGCCCGCCUGCGUCGACGGCGGUGGCCAUCGACAAAGACAAGAACAGCCAGCAGGCGGUGAAAUGGGCCAUCGACCAUCUUCUCCUCGGCAGCUACGCCGUCAUCCUCAUCCACGUCAAAACCAAGCCCCCACUCAACCAUGAAACCACCUCCGAUGCGAUCCGAGAACAAGCGGAGAACGAGAUGUCACAGCUGUUUCUCCCCUUCAGGGGAUUCUGCGCUCGAAAAGGGGUGCACAUGACGGAGGUCGUACUGGAAGACAACGACGUGUCGAAGGCCAUCAUCGACUACAUCAAUGCAAACUACAUCCAGAACAUCGUUGUCGGUGCCUCCAGCAGAAAUGCACUGACGAAGAAGUUCAGGAACCCUGAUGUGCCCACAAACAUUGGUAAGCUGGCGCCGGAGUUUUGUGCAGUUUACGUCAUAUCGAAGGGGAAGCCGGUGACGGUCAGGACGGCGAAAAGCCCACCUCCUCUUGCCGGUGUUCUUCCUCCACAACCGUCGGUUCUGGCUAGCCCUCAAAUGGCAGACCCUGAUGACUCGAUCAAAACACCAUUCAUGAGGGCGGGCUAUCGAGGGACAAUGGCACCGGGAACACCAGAUAGAAGGUCCUUCGAGAGGAACAUGGAGCAUAUAAGGACACCGUCGCGGGAGCGCCCGCUGUUGGGAGGCAGAACACCACCCGGCAACGUGUUGCUCGACGGCAUCGACUCUUCUCACCGCCCGCCGAGGCCAUCCGCCUCGCGCGAUAUGAUCUUCGACGACCUGGACUUCCAGGGGGGCACCGGGUUCCAGUCCAUGGACUUCGGCUCGAUGGAGAUCUCAUCGACCUCGUCGGACAGCCCCAAGGGUUCCCUCUCCCCUACUUCAGGUGCACAGCGAGACUUGGAGGCCGAGAUGAGGAGGCUGAAACUGGAGCUGAAGCAGACGAUGGAGAUGUACAGUACAGCCUGCAAGGAAGCCAUCUCAGCCAAACAAAAGGCGAAAGAGCUUCACCAAUGGAAGCUGGAAGAAGCCCGCAGGGUGGAGGAAGCAAAGCAUGCCGAGGAGAUGGCCCUUGCACUGGCAGAAAUGGAGAAAGCCAAAUGCAAAGCCGCGGUAGAGAUGGCGGAAGCGGCGCAGCGGAUUGCGGAGCAGGAGGCGAGAAAGAGGAUGAACGCGGAGAUGAAGGCCAAGCGCGAAGCAGAGGAGAAGGUCAAAGCGUUGGAUGCCUUGGCCAUGACCGACCUCCGGUACCGGAAGUACAGCAUCGAAGAGAUCGAGAUCGCCACCGAUCAGUUCUCCGCGAACCUCAAGAUCGGUGAAGGCGGAUACGGGCCAGUGUAUAGAGCUUGUUUGGACCACACGCCCGUCGCCAUCAAGGUCUUGAGGCCUGAUGCUGCACAAGGAAGGAAGCAAUUCCAGCAAGAGGUUGAGGUACUGAGCUCCAUACGGCACCCCAACAUGGUGCUGCUGCUGGGGGCCUGCCCCGAGUACGGAUGCUUGGUGUACGAGUACAUGGACAACGGGAGCCUGGAGGACCGCCUCUUCCGGCGAGGCAACACUCCGCCGAUACCAUGGAGCGUGCGGUUCAAGAUCGCUGCAGAGAUAGCCACCGGGCUGCUCUUCCUGCACCAGGCCAAGCCGGAGCCGCUGGUUCAUCGGGACCUCAAGCCGGGCAACAUCCUCCUCGACCGCAACUACGUGAGCAAGAUCAGCGACGUGGGCCUGGCGCGGCUGGUGCCGCCGUCGGUGGCCAACCAGGUGACGCAGUACAGGAUGACGUCCACCGCCGGGACCUUCUGCUACAUCGACCCGGAGUACCAGCAGACGGGCAUGCUCGGUACCAAAUCCGACAUAUACUCCUUCGGCAUAAUGCUUCUGCAGAUCAUAACCGCCAAGCCUCCCAUGGGGCUCACGCAUCAUGUGGAGAGAGCCAUCGAGAGGGGAUCCUUCACGGAGAUGCUCGACGCCACCGUGAAGGACUGGCCGGUGGAGGAGGCGCUUGGGUUCGCCGAGCUGGCUUUGAAGUGCGCGGAGCUGAGGAGGAAGGACCGGCCAGAUCUGGGGACGGUGGUGCUACCGGAGCUGAACCGGCUGCGGAAUCUUGGCCAUGCUUAUGAAGAUAGUUUCAGCGGCGGAGGGGGGAGCGGCAUUCCCUCCACCGCCAGCAGCAACAGCAGCAGCAGCUUCGGCACUGGGCCGCCAACUUUGAAUGGAAACCUUCGAGCCACGUCUCUUGCCAAUCAGGAGAAGGCUUUGAACACUCCAAACGUAGGGACGCAAUGGAAAUCUACGAUGGACACAAUGCAGCAGUGAAGGAGGGACGGAGUGUAAAGCUAGGAGGAAGCUUAGGGCAAAACACAAAAAUUACCUUGGUGCAUGUAUGACAUCUCAUUGUUAUCUCCAUGGACAUGAAAGGAAGGAAGUAAAACUCAUAUCGAUCAGAAAGAAAGAGACUGGAAUUUUGCACACGCACUCCACGGACGCAUCUGUUUCCUGGUGAUGUAUGCUGCAGUGAAAACACUUGUAUGCGUGGGCUGUAAAUUA
This is a messenger RNA of Musa acuminata AAA Group (dessert banana), 2559 nucleotides long. Its product is annotated as U-box domain-containing protein 35-like. Gene Ontology annotation, biological process: protein phosphorylation. The coding region runs from base 1 to 2328 and encodes 775 amino acids. The transcript is spliced from 9 exons. Gene Ontology annotation, molecular function: ATP binding; protein kinase activity. NCBI's taxonomy places the organism in Eukaryota, Viridiplantae, Streptophyta, Magnoliopsida, Zingiberales, Musaceae. The record is from RefSeq and is a predicted model, not a curated record.